GCUCAUUAUUUUAUAGAAAAUGAACGGUCAUGGGUUAAUAAAUAUUUUUUUACGGUAUCCCCAACAGCGUUCCGCUAACAGCUUUGUGAUUUGUCACAGAAGUGGGUAACGGAACCAUUGCUAAUUAAUUAUAUAUUUUAGUGUUUUACAAGCAUAAUCAAGCGGUGAAAGAUGUCGAACACCAGCCGUAAAAGACCUUUGUCUCUGCCAAUGAGAUCCAAAGCAAAAAGGAAACCAAAACAUGUGUCUGAAGAUGAAGAAAGCAACGAUUCCUCGAUCUCUGAACAUGAACAAGAUAAACAAAGGACUCCAUCUCCUAUGCCUGAUGAGCCUAAAUUGAAGUUACCUGAGGAACUGCUUCAAACAUUUUACAAAACGCCAGGCGUCCUCAUGAUAGCUGGUCUAGUCUCCUGGGAUUUGGUUGCAAAGAGGGAUAAUAAUCCCAGUAAACGUACCCACCCGAAUUUAUAUACUUUCCACAAGUUUACUGACAAAAAGUAUCGCCUUAUAAUAAGUGGAUGCAGUGCUGGUCACUCCAUUCUUGUCUCGGAAGAGGGUGAUGCUUAUACUUUUGGUCGCAACACAUUCGGCCAGCUCGGCUUCGGAGAUACAAACACGCGCAAUGUGCCAGAGCUCGUGCCAACUUUGAAAGGGCUCAACAUCAUCCAUGCAGCUGUGGGCAGGAAUCAUAGCAUGUUUGUGACAGACACGGGCACCGUGUACGCGUGCGGCGAGAACAAGUGCGGUCAGUGCGGGCUCGGCAACACCACGCCGCAAAUACUUAAGCCUACACGCAUACGGUAUAAGGGUGCUCCAAUUGUGAAAGUUGGAUGUGGCGCCGAAUUCUCCAUGAUACUGGAUUGCAAUGGCGUCCUGCAUUCAUUUGGCUUGCCUGAGUUUGGUCAAUUAGGCCACAAUACUGACGGCAAAUACUUCGUCACAUCAACUAAGCUGUCGUACCACUUCCAAACCGUGCCAAAGAAGAUUGAGCUGUUUUUCGAGAAAGCCAAAGAUGGCCACAUGAUACCAGUGAAUGACGUGAUCAUUGUAGAUUUCUCCUGCGGCAAUAAUCACACUGUGGCGAUCGACUCAAAGAAGCGCGCGUUCAGCUGGGGCUUCGGCGGGUUCGGGCGGCUCGGGCACGCGGAGCAGAAGGACGAGGCGGUGCCGCGGCUGAUCAAGUUCUUCGACUCGCAGGCGCGCGGCGUGCGCUCCGUGCACUGCGGCGCUACGUACAGCCUCGCCGUCAAUGAGAUUGGCCUACUCUUCUUGUUUGGCCAAACUAAGCGCACGGGCGAAGCCAACAUGUAUCCGAAGCCGGUCCAAGACCUUACAGGUUGGCACAUCCGUAGCGUGGGUACUAGCAACACAUCCAUCGUGAUCUCUGCAGACGACUCGCUCAUCGCCUGGGGCGUGUCUCCCACUUAUGGAGAAUUGGGCAUGGGUGAAAUAAACCGGUCCACCGCGAAGCCGAAGGAGGUGAACCGCAUGGACGGGCUGAACAUCACACAGGUGGCCAUGGGGUUCUCGCACACGCUGCUGCUCAGCGACAACACCUCCCCGGAGGUGCAGCAGAAGUUGGCCACACUUCCCACCUUCUCCCCUUAAACGCCACCCAUAACCAUCAGCCCAUAUGUUCCCAGUUCCCUCUGCUGGGACACGGGCCUAUGAGGGUACAGGCCAUCCACCACGCUGGCCAAAUGCGGGUUGGUAGAUGUCACAUGUCGAACUUUUUUUUUCAUUCGACACAUCUAUCACAUCACCACGGGGCAAACAUUAGACCCACUUUAAUUUACCGUCCGCGACGCCUGGAUACCGUCCACACUUAGUCCUCACUUUAUUCAUGCUCCUUCAGUGUUGAAACCUAUCGUUUUGCCUCAUUGGCCCAUUUAUAUUGAGAUAGAAUCUUGAAGUAUUGGGAAUCUCGCAUAAUGGAAGAACACGGCUCGAGAUAAUUGUAACACCUAUGUUGUAAUGUUUAUAUGUAUCCAUCACAUUUUGUUUAGGAUUAAAGUUUUAUUUUAUUGUGAAUGCUUAAAGCGAUUUUACAUUUGUUUGUUCUCGAUUUAAAUUGAAGUAUAUUAGAUGGCUCCCUGGCCCUGUCUACCUCAUUUGAACCUCAUCUUACGUGGAGUUCGCUAAUGUAUUUUAAUCGUGAAUACAAUGAGCACAAAAUUAAGAAUACUGACUUGUGUAACUUCACUGUGUACUUACUUUAUUUAAUUUAGACGUUGCAACUACACUGCCUCUCGUGUAUCUGAUCGUAUGUGACGUAGCGGACGUGAAUUUAAUGUAAAUAAUGUGUAACUUUAGCUAUUAGAUUUUCAUUGUAAUUUGUAUGAGACUGUGUAGGAGGUAUUUAAUUUUUUUUUUUGUAAACCUUAAUAAUUUUUAGAAAAAGUAUUUGUGUUUGUAAACUAUGCGAUGUCGCGGCGAUUAUUUCGUUAAUACAGGGAAUUGAUUAUUCUAGUGAAGAUUAUUUUCUUCGAUACGAACAUAGCAUGCUCUUGGAGUCUUCGCCUAGGCAAGUGCUACCCACCUCCAAUAAUUGUUUUAAGUAUACGAUGUUAGCAUUAAUAAAUUCCAGUAUAGAACCGAUAAGAUUAAUGAAUCUUUUCUUUAAACUAAUUUUAUAUUUUUAUGGUGAUUUUUCACGUUACGGUUAAGGGAUAGGAUAAGAUUGUACUUAAUUAAGACUUUUCGUAACAAACUGGAACGUAUUAUAAGUUGUAAGGUGUACACUGUUUAUGCAGUACUUGAAGUUAGUGAGAAUAAACAUUCCCAUUCAUUGAAAUAUUGUACGAAAUUUACUACUCUAUGUCAUAAGCGUGUAAACGACAAUCUGAUAAUGUUCUCAAUUUUAUAAAAAUAUAUGUGAAAAAGAAUAACUUCUAGAAAGAUUCAAAAUGUCUCAAUUUGCAUGUUGAAAUGUAAGAAUUUCAACUUUGAUUGAUGCAAAUAGAUUCAAUUUGACAAAUAUCUUAUUGCACUUUUAUAUAUUUCUAUUUUUAUCGUGUAGUUGUCUAUUAUCAGCUUUCAAUUGAAUCGGUGUUGAAUCUUGAAAGGAGUCACUGGAGUUUAAGUGAAAUAGUAUUUGUAAUUUAAUGUUAGCGUAAGUUGAACAAACAAUCAUGUUAGAAAGUACUCAUAAAUAUACAGGCCUUGCCAAGAUUUAUUCAUUAAUAAACUUUUUUCCUGGA
Molecule: messenger RNA, 3200 nt
Organism: Colias croceus (clouded yellow)
Lineage: Eukaryota; Metazoa; Arthropoda; Insecta; Lepidoptera; Pieridae
Product: protein RCC2 homolog
Exons: 12
Coding region: 172-1608 (478 amino acids)
Source: RefSeq, a predicted model, not a curated record